UACAAUUAGAGAAGGAGAAGCCACCCACCCUAUGGAAUUUCAGAGGUGCUACAAUUAGAGAAGGAGAACCAACCCACCCUGUGCUUUAGAUUUUAUUUAGAACUCAAGCUCGUUGCCAGAUCAAGGUCACCAUAACUGCAGCUUUUCGAACUUUUUACCAGAGCAAAAAUGGCGGCUCCUCUUCCAAUUAAACACUGGAUUAGACUGAAAACUAUAGGGGAAGGUUCUUAUGGAGCCGUGAGUGUGGCUCGAAAUCUGGAAGAUGGAGGAUUGUUCGCAGUGAAGUCUGCAACCUGCAAGGAUGAAGAGUUUCUGGAAUGUCUAGAGAGAGAAAUUGAUAUUCUCAAGAAACUAGAUUCGCCUUUUGUUGUAAGAUACCUUGGCCAAGACAGAGACGGAGAAGGAAAGGUGAACUUGUUCAUGGAGUAUAUGGAGGGCGGAGAUUUGUGUUCACUUUCGAUGAGAAGCAAGGGGUUGCCGGAGAUGGCUAUUAAAACUUACACAGCCUCCAUUCUGAGAGGCCUGGAAUACCUUCACGAAAAGGGAAUUAUUCACUGUGACGUUAAAGGAAGGAAUGUCCUCUUGGGGUUGUCAGGCGAAGUCAAACUCGCCGAUUUUGGCGCUGCAAAGAUGGUUUCGAGCGAGCUUCCUGCCAUUCACGCUGGUACUUUGAGGUGGAUGGCGCCUGAGAUUUUAGAAAGGAGGGAACAGGGCACGGCAUCUGAUAUAUGGUCUCUUGGUUGUACGCUCGUGGAGAUGGCCACAGGGAAGGUGCCGAAAUUACCAGAAAAAUUCGCCGGAAUUUCAGAUUCCGGCCUUGAUUUUCUUGACAAGUGUUUCAUGCCAGAGCCAUCACAAAGGUGGACGGCUUCUCAGUUGCUUCACCACCCCUUUUUGGCUUCUACAUCCUCCAACCAAAUCGUGUGUUCUCCAAGAACUGUCCUAAGCGAAUCAUCGGAAUUUAAUUUUCCAGGCGGCCUUAAGCAGAAUUCCGGCAUUCUCAACCCAAAUCAGAGGAUUAAAACCUUCUCAAUUUGCCAAGGCCUCGACGAAAAACAGUGGACUGAAACCUCGACAACUUGUAAUGGUUUUGACGAAAAUGAGAGAAGUAAAAUCCUAACAGGUUGCAGUGACUUUGAUGAAGAACAAACGAUUGACACCCUAAAAAGUCACAUAGCUUUAGAAGCCAAGCAGCGGAUCAAAAGCCUAAUAAGUUGCAGUGGUUUCGACCAAGAGGGGUGGGAAAGCAAGGACUGGAUACCAGUGAGGUCGUCAAUGGCGGGAGAACUUCGAGCGCUUCCUUGCCCCUAAGUUUCGGCCACGAAAUUUCAGACGACGGGCCGAAAAUUUCGGAGUUUGCAGUGACGGCAAUUUUCCUGAGAAUAUUUUUUCCAAUGCUUCUUUGGCUAUUCGUCUCGGGGCUAAAUGUGAACAUUUUGAGUUCGGCCGGGGUUUUAUUCAUAAACAGAGCCCUAGCACCAAAUUCAUGUGGCCAUUUUUAUCGUGCCAUUUGAGGUUUUAUGUUU
This is a messenger RNA of Amborella trichopoda, 1526 nucleotides long. Its product is annotated as mitogen-activated protein kinase kinase kinase 18. Gene Ontology annotation, biological process: signal transduction; protein phosphorylation. Gene Ontology annotation, molecular function: ATP binding; protein kinase activity. Lineage: Eukaryota; Viridiplantae; Streptophyta; Magnoliopsida; Amborellales; Amborellaceae. The record is from RefSeq and is a predicted model, not a curated record.